Messenger RNA from Aspergillus vadensis CBS 113365, 492 nucleotides. RefSeq names its product LYR motif-containing protein 2. The transcript has 5 exons. Gene Ontology annotation, cellular component: mitochondrion. Lineage: Eukaryota; Fungi; Ascomycota; Eurotiomycetes; Eurotiales; Aspergillaceae. The coding region runs from base 88 to 396 and encodes 102 amino acids. The record is from RefSeq and is a predicted model, not a curated record.
GCAAUCUCUAUAGAAACUGUACCGCAUUGAUACUUCUUAGCUACCCAGUCGGUGCCCAGUGGAGCAUUUUAUAUAAUUCCCGUCCAAAUGCGAUCGUCUCUGAGUCUUCUGGCUUCCGUAUCCCGCAGCCAGCCCUCGAAGCUCAGGAAGCCAACCGUUAGCCUUGAUCAUUUCAUCCAAAGGCAACGAGUCAUUUCUCUAUGGCGUGAGAUCGUGCGAGCGCUCAAUAAAAUACCCAGCUCGUCCACCAAGGAUGAACUGCACAGAUAUGCUCGUGGGGAGUUUGAGCGUAAUAGAAACGUUACGGAUUUGCAACAUAUACGAUAUCUUAUCUCGACCGGAAAGUCCGAGUUCGAUAUGAUGAGGCGGUAUAUUGACGAGCAGGUUGUUGGCUAAGGGCGGGGGGUUCUCGCCAGGAUCAGCACUAAUUAAGAUACAGGCUAAGGUCCAGAGAGUUGAGAUCAAUGGUUAAGAGAUGGAGAGUGAUAUUCU